AAGGCUGCCGCGGGGAGCUGGUCCUGCCUGGGGCAGUGUGAAGUCUCCGCAUUCUGCGGCAGAGGGACUAGAAAGGAGACUACGGGCAACCCACGAUGGCUGAGGUCGGCUCCUUUCUCUGAUCACCCCGCUAGGUGAGCUGGCCGGCAACAAAGACCAGCGCUGAAUCCCAGUUCCUCCCAAGUCACCCUCGCGCGGCUUCACUGGUGCGGAGAGGUUCCGUGCAGAAGUCACAAUGACGUGGUGAAGCUGAAGACGGGACCUGGGAACCUUCAGUCUGCUCAAUUUUGGGUAAUCCAGCGAAUUCUCCAGCAUUCCAUUUUCCCACCAUGGCUAAAAGUGCAGAAGUGAAACUGGCGAUCUUUGGUCGAGCCGGUGUGGGGAAGUCAGCUCUCGUUGUGCGCUUCCUGACCAAACGGUUCAUCUGGGAGUAUGACCCCACUCUAGAGUCUACCUAUCGUCAUCAGGCAACUAUUGAUGAUGAAGUUGUUUCCAUGGAGAUACUAGACACAGCUGGUCAGGAGGACACUAUUCAGAAGGAAGGACACGUACGAUGGGGUGAAGGCUUUGUGCUAGUCUAUGACAUCACCGACAGGAGCAGCUUUGAGGAAGUGCUGCCACUCAAGAACUUGCUGGAUGAAGUGAAAAAACCCAAGAAUGUUACUCUGAUCCUAGUAGGGAACAAAGCAGACCUGGACCACUCCAGGCAGGUCAGCACAGAGGAAGGAGAAAAGCUGGCCACGGAACUGGCAUGUGCAUUUUAUGAGUGCUCUGCUUGCACAGGUGAAGGCAACAUCAUGGAGGCCUUCUAUGAGCUUUGCCGUGAGGUACGGCGUCGUAAGAUGGUCCAGGGCAAGACUCGGAGACGGAGCUCCACCACCCAUGUCAAGCAGGCGAUUAACAAGAUGCUCACCAAAAUCAGCAGCUAAAAGAAUUGUAACUAAGUAGAGAACCGGUGUAGAGAAGAUUAGGUUGGGGUGGGGAGGAGGCAGCCAGGACAUAUUAAAAUAAAAGAUGGUCAAAACUUUACUUAAAAAAAAAAAUCUUGUCAUCCCUUUUUGAGUACAUGGGGCAGAUUCCUUUCUACUUUAUUUAAAUGGUUUUUGAGUGAUAGCAUCCACUCCACACCAUUUCUGUCCAACAUCAUAGAGACAUUCUAAAGGAUUGGAUGACUCAAGGGAAUGGUAAUGAGACAGCUAGGUUGCUGGCUCCAAUCCAGCCCAGAUUGGUAAUGACUGAAAAUCAUUAUCUUCUGAUGGCUGCUCAGUGGCCUAUGAGUAAUGAGUCUCAGUCCAGCGAGGCAUCCUUACCAGAGAGGCCAAGGACUGAAUCACCUGGGAGAUUGCUUUAUUGUACUCUCCAAAACUGUUAUUCUGGCACAUUUCACUAACACUAAAUUUACACACAAUUUCUUUUAUUAUAAUCCCUCUUUUCUUGUAUUAUUUUUCCAGCCCAAUACAAGCGCCUACAUUCUUAGGUAUGUAUUUAAAAUAGGAAAAAUAUUGCAUGACAGUAGAGAUUUCAACCAGUGAUGGGUGAAUUUCAAUAGGUCUGAAGGACAUAAGUGUGGCUGGUUUUCCAGGUCUCUCAGAUCUACAAAAGUGGGCAGGGAAUAUUGCAUAAACAGCUUUUCCGAAGGCAAUUUCAGCAUUCCACUUAAAAGAACAGAAGU
Molecule: messenger RNA, 1672 nt
Organism: Gopherus evgoodei (Goodes thornscrub tortoise)
Lineage: Eukaryota; Metazoa; Chordata; Testudines; Testudinidae
Gene: RERG
Product: RAS like estrogen regulated growth inhibitor
Exons: 5
Coding region: 330-929 (199 amino acids)
Molecular function (GO): GTP binding; GTPase activity
Source: RefSeq, a predicted model, not a curated record